AUGGUUACGAAUCCCAAACGUAUGAAAUACGUUUUCGACAAAGAUGAAAUUUCUUCCGAAGAGGAUUCUCUGGACGACUAUGAAGAUGAAAAUUACCAGCCAACACAAAAUCUGAGAGGAUCAGGCCGGAAACCAAAAUGUUUUUCAAAAAAUGCUCUGAUGGCAAGAGAAAACCGCCUGAAGAAAAAAUUGUAUGUGAUGAAAUUAGAAAAAGAGGUGUCUUCUUUGAAGGUGGAGAAUAAAAGCAUCACUUCUGUUAUCCAUAGACAGUCUCAACUGUUGACUGACUUGAAAAAGGAAGUUAAAUACUUGAGAAGUGUAAUCGCCAAUAGCAAGGAUAUUGGCAAUCUCAUUAAAAGCAUCAACAGAAGUACAGGUAUGUCAGUAUCUUCAUCUGUGGAUGAGAGUUUAUCAUUGAAAAAUGUUUGUGUUUCAAAGCAUGACAUAGUACUCAGAAAAUCAACUGAUUUGUGGGAUGAUGAAAAUGACUGUCCAGUCAGUCCAUCUUUGAAGUCCAGCCCAUUGAUAAAUUCAGAUAUGUUGUUGAAUGAAGAUAUGGGUGUAGACUUUUUCAAUGACUUUGAUGUGCCAGAUAGUUCACCAAUAAGUGUAAAUGAGCAAAUCACAAAUUUGAAGCAGCUAAAUGCUUUAGAAGAACAUAAUUAUACAGCAGUUGAUCAUGAUGGUGGUCCAGAUGUGUUUGAACCAGAUGAUGUUGGAGUCUGCUUACAUGUGUCCAAGCACAAAGUCUCUUUGGAGUUUUGUACUGUUUGUAGUGAAAAAGCCUUGCAUUCCUGGCUGGAUUAA
Phaedon cochleariae (mustard beetle) is the source of this 807-nucleotide messenger RNA. The record is from the annotation of a GenBank genome assembly. NCBI's taxonomy places the organism in Eukaryota, Metazoa, Arthropoda, Insecta, Coleoptera, Chrysomelidae.